Messenger RNA from Mytilus trossulus (common blue mussel), 5692 nucleotides. Its product is annotated as protein FAM149B1-like. The record is from RefSeq and is a predicted model, not a curated record. NCBI's taxonomy places the organism in Eukaryota, Metazoa, Mollusca, Bivalvia, Mytilida, Mytilidae. The transcript has 17 exons. Bases 397 to 2346 code for a protein of 649 amino acids.
UCAAUAAGGGUAUAAAAGAUUUGUACUGCUGAUAAAUAUGAAAACUAUGACCGUACUUAGAUUAAGACUCCAAAUUUUAUUACAUAUUUCAACACAUAAAAAUUUUACCUGUCGUUUGUGUUGUCCAAUAGGCUACAUUGUAUAGACUUGUUGAGAAAGUUAAAAGUCAACUAAGAUUGUUUACCUUCAUCCUGUCACCGUUACACAGGUUAAUUACAUGGUCAAGAGAAGUUAUUUAGAGACAAUGAAUGUUUAAAGUCUUGUUCACCUGUAAACAGGUGAUAAUUGUGUGAGAAAGUUAGUGGACAAACUGUCUCUUUGUUCAUAUUUUAACAUUUAAUUGAGAUGUGGAGGAAAUGGAGAUAUAAACUGAUUUAAGGAUGUGAUUUCUUAAGAAUGGAAACCGAAGUGACUGUUAGAUAUGGGAUGUCGAAUCAUAGUUUUCCGUGGACUAAAUUGGAUAUAAAACCAUCAUCUCGAGGGUCAAGUACAAAUUCUAGUGUUCUUUCUAAGCAGUUUGGUCUUCCGAUUUACUCUCAUAACUAUGGGCUUUCAACAGCAAUGGUUUGUGUCAGUGCUAAAAUACACAACAGAAGACGUGGUUUUCGCCAAGAUGAUGGUACAUCAGCUUUUGUGAAGUCAUCAGAGACAUCUAAUGCACAAUUCUUGCCAGCAGAAUAUUUACGUACAGUCAAUGAAGCACUCACAAGUUACCAAAGUCCAUCAAGUAGUGGAAGGUCGUCUCCCACAGUAACAGAUCAUGAAACAGAGAGUACAGCAUCAUCAGCACAGAUAGGAUGGACAGGGAACACAACAGAACGUAGCAGCACAGAUUCUACCUAUUCUUGGGAUGAAUUUGAUAAGCAAGCUGCAAAACAGGUGCAAUCAUUCUUUGAGCAAAUAGACUCAGUUCUAUUUGAACAAAACACAGACGGUCCAACAUAUAUUAAAAAAGAAUGUCAAGAAUGGCAGUUUCAGUUUCCGCAUUUAAGAAUUUUGGGUCACCAGUUGAUGAUCCCUCAGGAAUUGGGAUAUCAUGUGAUACACACAGAUUCUUCACGUCCUUCGACAGGCAGCAUGGGUAUAACAGACGUUACAGAUCACGACAUAUCAGGCACUCCAGAUCUUCAGGGAUUAUCAUUAACGGGUAGAUCAAUUGAAGCUAAAAGUGUACCUAUUGAAGCACGCUCAGUCUUAUCAUCAGGGAGAGAGGACAGUUCACUAACAUCAGAAUUUACUCAUCUUGAGGAAGAAAUCAUUGAACAGGAGGGCUAUUAUGAAGAAGUCAUUGCCAUUGACUAUAAAGACAUAUAUGAUGAAAGUUCAGAACAGAAGAAACAAUUAACCCCCAGACGACAUAGAGUAGGGUACCCUCCUAUAACACCUAACGCCUGUGUGAAGGACAGUGUCCUUAGUUCUGUGUUUGAUUCAGUAUGGCAAGAAAUAAUUGCUUGGACACGAAAUUUGUCAAAACAAUACUCAGUUUUAGUUUUAGAAGAGAGUAAACCUCUUACUAUACCUAUGCAGCCCUCGUCUCCUCAAAACAGACAUGAACAUUCCAUGCUCUCUCGGGAACCAUCAUUUAGUCAAGCUAUGUAUAGACAACGUUCUUAUACAGCAGCAGGUGCAUUAAACUUAGACAAUGUCCUUCUCAUAUCAAGUAAAAAAAUAUCAAUGAGAGAACCAUCAAAUUUACAAGACUAUGCAGAGACCCCUGUACCAGGUACAACCCGUCCAGCAUCUAGCUUUCCAACAAGUGCUACUGUUAGACGUCCUCAUAGUAAUACCAAGUUUGUCAGGCCUGCAGCACAAAAACCUACAAGACUUGCACCUAUUCAGUCUGAUGCAACCAAAUCAUACACUGAGGAGAGAGUGGGACCAAAUGGUGCUUUACAGGUUAUUAAAAUAGCUCAUGCUAGAAAUGGAGCUUUGCCACCAUUAAAUACUGAAGUAGAGCCUAGCAAGGGUCAGAAGAGAGGGAACAGUCGUGCCAGUAGUGCUGUGGUGAAAGACAGUUUGGCCUCUCACAGAGAAAGAUUAGGCAUGAUGACUGAUGCUAGGCCAAGUACCACACAUGCAAUGAGGUCUGAUACACCGCAGGGAAACUUUAAUUCAAGAAGGGCAUCAACACCAUUUGGGCCAGUCUUGAAUGCUAUACCAGCAAGAAGUGCUAUUGGAGGUGGAGGUAUGGUCCUAGUGGGCAGUGGUUUACAGCCAUCUAGUGAACAUCCUUUACCAUCAGAAAUAUUGGAAGAUCAAGAAAGUAUAGAAGAUGUUCCAUAUAAUAAAUGGAGUCCUCAUCCUAUUUUAUCACCUAAAUCACAAAAGUUUAUGGAAUAUUUGUAAAGCACCUUCACCUCCCAGUCAUCACAACCCAUACUACAGAGGAAGACUGAAGCAUUAUCCAUUAGGUGUACGUCCAUAGCACUUAGUGACUAAUUCAUUGUGCCAAACAUGAUUGUAUUACUGGAAUGUAUAUCUCAGGAGUAUUACGUGUGGAGCUUACACCUCAGGAGAAAACUGUCAAUGUUGUUUUAUGUGCAUGUUAUGAGUUGAAACAUACAUCUAUCUCCUUGGAAAUAGUGUUUUCUGAAAUUAUUCAUACAAGGAGUCGAAAACUGCAUAUUAGUGUACACUAAUCUCAUCAUAAGAUUCUGGCAUGAAAGAAAAAUACCGGUGGUUGUUACUUUACAGGGCAAAUAUCAUUUUCUCCACAUCCAGUAAACGAUUGUAUAUUGUUUGUUUGUUUGCAUUUAGAUUCUGAAAAUCUCAUUUAAAGUGCUACUAGACAAGUGGCAUAUUUAACAAGACACAAAACUUCAGUGACAACAGUUAAUUCAGUUCUGAAUCAGAGACCCCUUCAUAAUUCAGUCAUUCCUCAGGGGAGAUAAUUCAUAUAACUGAACAAAGGGAAGUAAUGCUAGAACUUAAGGAAAUACAUUCCUGAAGCAUUAAGUGACUCCCGAGUGUUUACUGUUUAAUCUGUGCACAAAAAUAAAUGGCAGCAACUGACAAAACUUACAAAAAAAUUGCCAAAUUGACAUUUACACAGCAAGACUGAAAAAUGGCCAUAAAUGGCAAAAAGCUGUGAUUUGUCUUUCUGUGAUAAUGUAAAUAUGUAAAUAUUAAUCUAUAGAGGCCAAGGCAGCUUGUUUUCUGUCUGACUUACCUCACAUAUCAUGUUCUGUGGAUGUUUACACAGGAGGCAUUAAGUCUUAAAUCAUGUUUCUACUCGCAUGUCUUAAAUAAGGUUACAAUUGUUUUAAUUCCAUAUCCCACCAACAUAUCAUGUUUAAGAUUUACUCAGGAUACGUGGUAUAUGUCUUUAUUCUUAACAAUAAAUUGUUUAAUUUUGGUUUUACUUAUAUUUAUUUAUGAUAUAUUUAUGAAUAUUCAAACAGCUAUAUGGCAAGUAAUUAAUUAUAUUAUGUUAGUUAUUAAUGCUGUUUUAUUUAAUGAAUAAAGUGGAUUAAAAUUGAAUGGCUGUUUACUUGAACAUAUAAUGGCAAAAAAAAUUUGAACCUCAGAAGUAUGGCUGCAUCUUUGCAUUCAAGGUUUAAGAAUAAAGAAUGCAGAAUUAGUUAAAAAUGGAUUUAUAAUUCCGUUGCAAUCACAUGCGGGUUAAGUUUAAUAUGUCUACACAUCUUUCAAGUCUGUGCAUGACAAUGAUGUUGUUGGUAUCCACAAAACACAACAGUGUACAUGUAUUGCUAUUUUCAAUUGUUUCCCACAAGUUUUGUCAUAUGUUUUAACAAACAAUUCUCUUCUGUAAACUGGUAUAAUAUCUUUAUUGUUGUCAGGAAGCAGUUUGAAGUUGCAUUCCCUCUUCAGUUUCCUACUUUAUUUACAGUGGUUAACCCUGUGGAAAUCAAUCCUCCUUAUUUAUAUGUACAACAGUGAUGUGACGACCAUGUCAAUUCUUCAUGUAACAUGCAAAAUACUGGAAAGAGGACAAAACAAAAGUGCCCAUCAACUUUAACAUAUUAAUUUUUUCACUGAAAUAAUAAAAUACUAUGGUAUCAAUUACACUGUGAUAGUGCUAGUUUCUUCUUUUUAUUUAAGUCUAAUUUCCUAAUUUUAUAGAACUAUUUUAUGUACGUAUUUGUUGAAUUACUUAGAAGGCCUUGCCGUAUGUUGUUAUAUAAAACCACUGCCAGUUGUCCCGUAGUAUAUUAUUGUUGAUUGCACUUAACAUGUUGUAACUAAAAUGGCCAUGUGAUAUUUUGUUUUGAUACCUAAUUUAUGUUUUGGUCAUUUUGUUCAUGUUUCAAUUUUUAUUUUUUAUUUUAUAACAUUCCUAUGGGAAUAAUUGCUAAUUUUUAUUGGUAUUAUUACCUAUAGAUUAUUUUUUUUAUUAUUGCUCUUAAAAAACAUUUAUCAAUCAUCCCUCCAUAUUUGCUAUCGCUCCGUCCAUAUUUCAUAAAUAUUAAUUAUUUAAUACGUAUAUAUUACAACUGAAUUUCCUAAACAGUCCUUACAUUACAAUAAUAUAUAUUGUGAUUUCUAAUGAAAUUUAAAAAAAUAAAUAAACCAACAAAAUAUAUGAAUUUAUGUUUGUUUUGUUAUGAAUAAUUGGUGUUAUGAAACAAAAAUCGGUUAAAAAUAUAAAAAUCCAAUGGAUGUUUAUAACUGAUGUUUUGUAUAAAUUGUUGUAUUACAGAAGUAACAUAAAACUAUUUGCUAAGGUUCAUUAAAAUCAUGAAAUUUAGUAUACAGUAAAAUAAAUAUAGAACAUUGUCAAUGAAAUAUUUUGUGCUGAAUGUAACUUAUAACCUACAACUGACAUAUUUCAAAUUGAUAUCUACCAAUAAAAUUAUUAAACUGAAAGCAUUUUAUAUUUGUUGUACUCUCAUUUCUUAAAAGCUAGUGACAAAUUCAGUCAUGAAAAGUCUAUACAUAUUUGGAUUAGUUGCAGGUUUAUACAGCAGGUGUAACAAGCAAUGUAACUUAUUAUUGUUAUUAUCAUACUCAUUUACUCAUAAAUUUUUAUGUUAAGUAUUCAUAUCUUUUAAAAAACAUUCUAAAUAAUUGUUUAUUUUCUGGUGUUGGACAUUUGUUUUACAAGCUAUGGUCAUUCAUCCACAGACAUUUCAUAGCUUUUCAGAAAAUUAAGACUGUAAACCGAGAAAAAUGUAAGUUGUUAUUUUAUUUCUCAUUUUUUCUUGGUAAGAGUUAUAAAGUACGACAAAACCAUAUUUUGCACAGGAAAAUCAGAAUAGAAAUAAGAUCUUUAUUCAGUUUUAUGAAAAAGAUGUAUGAUAUGAAAAUUUCUGCAUAUACAAGGAGAUGUGCCUUUAUGUAAACAUAUAUAAUUUAAAAACAACAUUUUGUUUUGCUUAAUUCUGUGAAGAUCAAUCAUAUUUUCUUUUUAUCAUAUUUCAUUAAAAAGAGCAUUUAUUUCAAAUAUUUUUGAGGUGACAUUAAGUAAUAUUAUAUAUUUAUUGGUCCCAUUUUUCACACACUGUAAACCUUAAAAAAUGAAUUUCAAUUGAAGUUGUUAAAAUAUGUCAAAAAGAUUUUUAUUUUUUCACAUGUAAUCUUUCAAUUUAAGACAUUUUUUUUUAAAAGUGUCAGUUGAAAUUUGGACAUUAAUGUAACCAAUGUUAUUUGCUGUGUACAUAUUAUGCUGUAGCUAUGUGCAAUACGUGAUCUGCUACACACGUUUAGCUGUAAAUAAAUGAUAAUACAUAUA